GUGUUUGGAAUUCAUUUCACCAUGACGCCAUUAACCCGCCAGGCACAGGCGCGAGGGAGUGUUGAAGCAAUGCUGCGAAACGCUCGUUCGCCUCCCACGUGCACGCGCGAAGCACACGAAAGGAACCGUCACGAGAGGUGGCACUUUUGUCAGCUCCAUUAUAUUCUGUGUUUUGUUCCUUUUUCUUUUAUUUGGCUGGUCGUUCUUUUUUGCUGCUGUGAGUUUUCAUUCGUUUUUAUUCACAUUCGUUCGUUCUUUCAUCCAGCUUCCAUCGGUUGUGUACGUUCUUUUCUCGAUUUUAUUUAUUUUCUGCUUUUCACCAUUGUGUCUUUUAUUGUGUCUUGAAACAAACGUACUGUCUCUUUACCACCCGCCGCCCCGCACGAUGGUACAUAAUCGUUAGCAUAACUUUUUUCAUGCCCAAUAGAGAAAAAUAAACUCAUCGUUACAGUGGCAGUGCCUUCGGCAGCGUGAAAGCUUUUCCUUUCCACACAAACGCACCCAUACGCGCCCGACUGCUCAGCUGGCUGUCGAUGGUUGUGUGUCCGGAGUGUCCGAAUGGCGCAAAUUCUGUUUUCUCGUACCGAAUUGUUUUGUUUUCCACCGGCUUCUUUAUAUUAUUCUCCUCUCUGUUCGUUGUCCUAGACAGAAACCGUUCGUUGCGUUUGCACCCGAAAAUAUGCUAAUGCUAACGACCGGAACGAAACUGCGUCCCUUGGGCCAUCUCCAUGGCAAUGACAACGAAAUAAAAAGGAAAGUCCAAGCGAAUCGUUACCCCACAGUCUAGCAAUCCAUGCAAACACAUAUACACACACACCGAUAUAGAAUUGGGAUGAAGAAUUUGUUAGUUUUUCAGCAUCACUGGAGUUGGCUGGUGGACUAGGUGGUUUGGUUUGGAUCGUGUCUAGACGGUUCGGAAUCGAUGAAAUCAAUUAAAACUUCUAUCCAUCAAUCGACGCCGCACAAACGGAUCCCGACACCAUCGAAUACAAAGAAUGAUGCGCUUUUUUGUGGGGGGGGGGCAUGACGAAUGAAACGACACAUCGAACUAUUGUAAUGAUCAGGGCGAUGUAUCAGCGAAAGAUUAGUGGUCUCCGACUUUUGGAAAGUGAGUUCUUUUAAGGAACGUGCAAAGGAUCCAGUCAAAUAGAUGACCAAUGGGUAGAACAGUGUUAUCAGCCCACUGUUCCCCCCCAACACCACUGAUCGGUAUCAAUGUGUAACCAAUAUAUCAUUUUCCUACAAACUUCGCCUUAUACAAACCCCUGCUAAAAUGGCACAAAAACUAUUUGGCCCUUUGUCCAUGACGUUGACAUUUUUCAAUUUAACUCAUAUUCCCUUCUCCGGCCAACUUGUGGACUCAUCAACUUCAAAAAAAAAGGGAAAGAAAAGACAACUAUUGCCCCAAAAAGGGCAAUAAAUUAUAAGCAUGUGGUUUCGGUGACGUUGCCGCGCGUGGUGCCCCACAACUGGCCGGGGGAGAUAAGAAACCGUGAGGCGUACGACGCGCGCGACGGCCACUUGAUCGUAGCCGAACGCGUCGUCGUGGGUUCGAUCGCGUCCUGUGAUUACGCUUUUCCAGCUCGGAGAUGCCGCGACAAGCACACCCUGACCUCCAACAGCUAUGCCCCAAAAAUGGCACCAUUUAGCUGUGUGUGUGUGAGUUUUUUAAUGCUUAACUUUUGAUGCUUCUUCCAACACGUCAUUCCUGCAUGUAUGUGGCUCCCCCCUUGUUUCAGAACGCGAUGAAUGGGGCACAUGAAUGGGUGCUGUUUGGCACAGGUCCAUGAAAGAGCGAUGCCGGCUUCGACGAGAGGCCAUCUUGCUCUCUCGCUCAUGCUCUCUUGCUCUCUCAAUGCCAACCCUUAUCUGCCUCAGCGUGUUCUCCCAGCAGUGCCGCAGGAGCAACGCGGAAGCAGCGCUGGCGCCACCAGCAGCCGACUUCCACGGCAGUGUCUCGGGAGUGUGCCGGCUACGGAAGAAUUCAGACUUCCAGUGGAAUGCAAAAAUAAUCCAAAAAACAGACAACACACACACACACACACACAAAUUCACAGUCUGGGUGAAAAGGACGGGACGCUGGGUUUUGGUCCGAACGCAGCAGACAAGCAGCCAUCCGGCACCCUGUCUGGACGGCAUCCGAACCUGGAGCUGUGCCCUGAAACGUUCGGGGCGGCAGUUUGGUUAGUACUGCUGGUGCGGCGACUACUAUUGGAUGCUGCGCCGUCAGAUGGGCAUGUAACUGCGAGACACAAAGCGGACAUCUGUGUAGACCGCACAGCAGUAGCAGCAGCAGCAGCAGCAGCUGAUAAGCCGCGGCCGAUCGAGCAGCGUGAGAAAUAAGUGCAGUGUGCGUUCGGCCGUCGCGCCCGGGAGCUGUUGUGGAGUGUGUAUUGGUUUGCUCCCCUUUUGACGUUUCAUGUGACGGAGUGUACGGGUUUGCUUGCACGCAUCUCCGUACCCAUCUAUCGCAGUGCAUUGCCGUGUUUUUUUUUCCGUGCGUGUGUGUGUGUGUCCGAAUUCCAAAAUCCCAAAACAGACCAGAUGCCGGUACGGUCGGGGUUCUUGCUGCUGCUACUUUGGCUUCACCAACGACUGCCCGCCUCCUCACAAGCAACCGAACCAGCGACAAGGCGGUGCAGCGGAGGCCUCUGCAUCCUGCCCGAACUAUGCCGCCCGGUCAGCGUCAACGUGUACGAUGAGGUGCAUCUGGACUUUUUCAGCGUUUCAAGUUUCGAUCGUUCCAGCUCCGAGGAGUGCCGGUUUCCUCAUCUCAAGUGCUGCCCCUUCGAGCGCAUCGUCCGUGCACCGGACACGGAAGCACCGGAUGAGGCCGAGAUCGUAUGUGCGGCCCGGAACAACAACGGCAUCGGACAUGUCGAGCAGAAGGACAAAACGCGCGCCAAAUACGGCGAGUUUCCCUGGAUGGCGUUCGUGUACACCGCGCAGGCCGACUACGAGCUGUACCUCUGCGGGGGCACCCUGGUCCACUCGAAGGUGGUCAUCACGAUAGCGCACUGCAUCGAGAACCGUACCGCCAGCGAGCUGCGCGUGCGGCUGGGCGAAUGGGACCUGGAGCAUAUGGUGGAGAUCUACCCACCGCAGGACCGGGCCGUCAUAGCGGCAGUGACGCAUCCGCAGUUUUACAGCGAGCUGCUGCUGAACGACAUUGCGAUACUGUUCCUCGACGAGCACGUCGACUUUACGGAGGUGGUCGGCAUAGCGUGUCUGCCCCCGCAGAACGCCAACUUUGACCACAAACGGUGCCUGUUCACGGGCUGGGGCGAGGAUGAGCGGGGCCGCAACUCGUCCGUGCUCAAGCGCACCAAGCUGCCGAUCGUACCGAACGGCCAGUGUCAGCGGGUGCUGCGGCGCCAUCUGCUAAACCGCAGCUUCCGACUGCACCAAGGGUUUCUGUGUGCGGGCGGCGAGUCCGGCAAGGAUGCGUGCCGCGGUGACGGGGGCUCCCCGCUCGUCUGCCCGAUACCCCAGUCCGAGAAUCAGUACUACGUGGUCGGGCUAGUGGCGUUUGGGUACGAGUGCGGCACGCAGGGUGUGCCCGGUGUGUACGUCAAUGUUCCUCACUAUCGCGACUGGAUCGAUGGGGAAAUCGAAAAGAUGUAUCAUGUUGAUAUCUUCGUUUAGGGGCCUUAGCCUGCCAGGUUCGGUUCUAGCUGGCCCGAACCCGACACAUGCACGUAAACUUUUCGUCAUACACUCAUUCGUCUUUAGAAACUAAAACGUUCGUACUUACCAUGCUUUAAGAUUGUUCCAUCGCUUUUAUCGCUCAAACGUUAGGCAAAUACAUCCGACUACAAACUGUAA
This is a messenger RNA of Anopheles gambiae (African malaria mosquito), 3825 nucleotides long. RefSeq names its product phenoloxidase-activating factor 2. NCBI's taxonomy places the organism in Eukaryota, Metazoa, Arthropoda, Insecta, Diptera, Culicidae. The coding region runs from base 2545 to 3645 and encodes 366 amino acids. Gene Ontology annotation, biological process: proteolysis. The record is from RefSeq and is a predicted model, not a curated record. The transcript is spliced from 5 exons. Gene Ontology annotation, molecular function: serine-type endopeptidase activity.